This is a messenger RNA of Emiliania huxleyi CCMP1516, 429 nucleotides long. RefSeq lists its product as hypothetical. The transcript has a single exon. Lineage: Eukaryota; Haptophyta; Isochrysidales; Noelaerhabdaceae. The record is from RefSeq and is a predicted model, not a curated record. The coding region runs from base 1 to 429 and encodes 142 amino acids.
AUGAUAAGCGCGAACGAGGCACGGUCGCUCUCCGACAUGAGGCGCGUUGCACUUGCCAGUGCUGCCCUGGCCUUCUGUCUGCCCGCCAAAUGGGUGGCAGGUGCCUCUGCUGCUGUGGCAUGCCUCACGGCUGCGACUGGCCGGCGCCUCGGCGCGUCAGCUCCGCUCGGCGUGGUAGCGAUCGUGGCCAGCGCAACUCGCCUGGACUCAACGCUCAGCCAGGAGCUUCCGCACGCGCUGGCGCGAGUCAUGGCGCAUGCAACGCGUAGCAAUGCUCGCCUCGCCUCGCGCAAAUGCGACCGUCCUCGCCUCGCAGCCGAGAGGGGCAAAGAUGAAAAAAAGUCCAACACAGAAACCAUCGAGGAUAAAAAGGGUCGCUUCUCAUCGCAAACCCUGUCAGCAGAGUCCUCCUACGGGAAUGUACGUUAG